Aedes albopictus (Asian tiger mosquito) is the source of this 3353-nucleotide messenger RNA. RefSeq lists its product as uncharacterized. The coding region runs from base 1388 to 3145 and encodes 585 amino acids. NCBI's taxonomy places the organism in Eukaryota, Metazoa, Arthropoda, Insecta, Diptera, Culicidae. The transcript has 2 exons. The record is from RefSeq and is a predicted model, not a curated record.
ACCUCAAAUGUGUCAGACGACCAACUACCUCUGAGACGACGAUCAAUUCCAAGAAAUAUGUACCACAGUUGAUCGCACCGGUCCCGUGUUCCCAUGCCGGUAGCCGUAGCUGGCUAUAGUUACACGAUCGUCACCACAUCACAUGCCACUUGGCUUCCCGUACAGCACAACACAGGUGCCUUGCGGUGCGGCGGCGGCGGUUUGCUCUUCUACACCUCAUUCGUUGUCGUCGUCGUCUUUCAGAGUUUCUCUCGCUCUCCGCGCAGGUGAGAAAACGUCUUGAUGUGUGUGUUUGGGGUAUGUUGGCAAAGGAAUUCCGCUGAGGAAAAAAUACACGUCGGCAGCCGCCAGUCAUUCCAGAGUGAACUUGCACCGUGGUUAGACGCCUUGAAGUCGCGAUCGCGCGUAUCGGGUUGUUGCUGCGCUUUGAACAGUGACGGAUAACAGAGGAAGAAACGACAGGGAAGAGGAGGAAGUGAGCGGUAUAGGCAGAGGAUCGAUCAAUGCAAUGUUGAUUGUUUCCGAGAUUGGAACCGGAUUUUGAGGGUGAUCGUAGGAAUUUGAAUGCAAGAGGAUUCUGGCGAGUGAGAAAACUGUCGACGUGUCGAUACGGCUCAAGAAUAUUUCGGUGUGCGACGUUGAUCGUGAGGUGAUCGCUCCGCCGUAGUGUGAGGAAAGGAAAUCAAGUGCCAAAUCUGACCAGUUCCGUUGCGGUGAAGUGAAGGGAAAACACUCAAGUGCCAGGUCGGAUCGAGUUAUUCGACGUGUGAUCGAGUGUCGUGUGAAGAAAAGAAAGAUAACAGAGAUAACCGUGUGAAGUGGGCGAUUGUCUGAAUGUGGGAUCUGAAUCAAUCAUUGGUGAAUCAAAAGGCGAAAAAAGUCAUAAAAGUGUGAGAAAAGAGAUUCCAAGACCGAGGAAAAAGUCGUUCAGCCAUAUUUAAGUUGCUUAACUUUUUCGCCUGAGUUGUGUCUUUCUCUCGCAAGAGGUUUCCAGUGUUGGUUUCCCAGUGGGUCGACCGGAGGUGCGAAAGAGCGCGAAAGAUACCGCGAUCGGAAUGUGGUGCCUUUGAGGCUUGCCAUGACCAAGUGAGUGUGUUUAUGUCCACGAAGCGGAUAUGCGCUAGUGUUGGUGUUGUGCUGCUCAAAGUGCAUGGAUUACGACGAAUGUGUGACCUGAACCCUUCGCCGGAGUCGUGAUGAUGUGAUUUCUUCCUCUUGGUGUUCCCGAACGUUCUUGGAGUGGAUUCUUUUUCGGAUAUUUUCCCUUUUCUGUAACCUGGACAAACACGUUCUGUCCCGAAAAAAAGUAGAACGAGUUUUUUAUUAGGCUGCCCCCGUAGAAGAAGAGUGUAGUGUGUCUGCUCGAAGAAGAACCUUGGCCGCUCAUAUGAAAGAACGAAAAAUGGGCGAUUCGACGCCAAUCUGUCGCUGUCGGGUACUUUAUCUCGGAAGUGCCGUACCCCGACAAAGCAAGGAUGGGCUUCAAGGUAUUCAGGAGCCUCUCCGAAGCCUUUACCCCUCAGAGGGUGCCAUCGGUGCCAAAGGGAUUGACUCCUGGCUUAGCGUGUGGUCCAAUGGGAUUCUACUGGAGAACGUAGAUGAGAACCGUAAACAGGUGACUCGGUUCUUCCCGAUCGACUCCCUGCACUACUGUGCAGCGGUUCGGCAGGUUUUGAUCCCGGAGCGGGGUAACAACAAUCCGGAACCCAAGUUCCUACCUCUGGACUCGCCCUUCGCACGCACUCCCCGUGCCCAGCAUCCACCGAUCUUCGCGGCGAUCCUUCGACGUACCACCGGUAUCAAAGUCCUCGAGUGUCACACCUUCAUCUGCAAACGGGAAGCAGCGGCCAAUGCGUUGGUACGCUGUUGCUUCCAUGCCUACGCGGAUAAUUCCUACGCUCGUCAGCUGGAAGGAUCCGGUAGCGGCAGCUCCAACAGCGUCUACGGAACGAUCGGCGGUAAAUCCAACGGAACGGCUGAAGGCGCUUGGCGAUCACGUGCCGGUAGUACGACCACGUUGAACAGCGUUGGCGUCAACAGUCGACAGGCAAUUAACGGCGUUGGCGAAGCGUACACAGUGAAAAAUCUGUACGCCAGCAGUGCCGACCUCGAGGUGGUGGACGACGGCGACGGUAGCUCGCUGUACAACGGUGACGAGAAUCACAAAAUCUGGAGCGGUUCAACCGACCAGCUCGACGGCAUCGGCGUCGGCGACAGUGGCCAUUAUGACAUUUACUCCGGCACCGGAUCGACCCUGGGCCGGCCGGCUCGGGCCCGGCAGAUCAGCGCCCCGGUGCCGGUGCCACCGCCACCGAAGGAAGAGCUGAAAAAGCUGAAGAAAGAAGCGAAGAAGCAAUCCAAACAUCAGCUACAGGUAGGAAGUCAAAGUCUAUCCGGUACGCUUAUAAGACCCCGUCCAAUGCACAUGAAUCCACUAGGUCGACCCGGGCCACCACCCCCUGGUGGCCCCGGAGGUCAUCCUGGCAUGAUGAUGUACACGAUGGGACCACCGCCCCCUCCCCCUCUGGGUGGCCGCCAGUUCCACACCAUCGGCCAUCGGAGCCACAACGGAACUGGCAUGCCGCCGAUGAUGCACCAUCCUCACCAGAUCCCGAUGCACCCGGGAAUGCCCCCAAUGCCUAUGAUGGUACCCCCGCAGUACGCCACCCUGCAACACCCACGCAGCAGUAAAAAGAAGAAAGACAAGAACAAAAUGAACGGCGGUAUUCCGAUAGGCGUUCCGGUGGUUCCGCCGAUGUUCGCCUACCCGCCGCCGCCCGGUCCCGGCUCGAUGAUGGAACCCCGACCGCUCUCGAUGAGCAACCGAAAGCUAGCCCAAUCGGCAGCCGCCGGUCUGGACGAAUCGGGCAACUCCGGUGCCGAGUCCCCCGGUGGCACCGGGAUCUACCGCCGCAAGGGCCACCUCAACGAACGUGCCUUCAGCUACUCGAUCCGGCAGGAGCACCGCAGCCGAAGUCACGGCUCGCUCGCUAGUCUACAGUUCAACCCGCCCGACAUGAAGAAGGAACGGGAGAUCGCCCAGAUGGUCGCCGGGCUGGAGCUGACCGAUGAAUCGACGCUGCAGCGGAGGCGAUCCGAAGUGAUGGCCGGAUCGUCCGGAACGUUCGGGAAGCCUCGGAGAUGAAGUUCGGAGCGGUGUGGAUCGGUCGACGUUGUUGCCGGUGGUGUACAGUUUUAAAUCGAUGUUGGGUGCCAGGAGUGAGUGAACGAUGACGGGACGUCUGCGUAUUGUUUCUGGGGACCUUUGCGGGUAAGUGGAGGAAGUUGAAGGUCUACGCGGAAUUUUGUGAAUUAGAUUGAGUGAGGUGGUUAGGGGAGGGUUUUUUGGUGGA